GGGUUACUUGACAAUACUGUCCGGUAUUAUCAAAAUGAUUUUAGUUGUAUUUAUACUUUUUGCUCAACUGGUCGCAAAAAGUUGUGAAUCUGAUAUCAUCUUCAAAAGAAAGGUUGAGAAUACUGGCGAUGAAGACAAAUCUAGAGAAGGGAGGAUAAACAUUAUUUUUCCAGGAACGAAAUGGUGUGGAAAAGGAGAUAUAGCUAGAGGUGAAGAAGAUCUUGGGUUGUUCAAGAAAACCGACGCAUGUUGUCGGACGCACGAUAACUGUCCAGAUUUUAUGAAUGGGCACCAGACAGUGCAUAAUUUAACAAAUCCAAAUUUUUUCACUCGUUUGUCCUGCGACUGCGAUAUGAAAUUCUACAAUUGCUUGAAAGAUGCUGGUGGUCCAGUAUCUCGAGAUAUCGGAGUGCUUUAUUUCAACUUGCUGAAUACACAAUGCUAUAAAGAAGAUUUCCCUAUAAAAGGAUGCAGAAAACAUUCAUAUUUUCCACGAAAGAAAUGCCUGGAUUAUGUACUAGAUGGGAGUAAAGAAAAGGUGUACCAAUUCUUUGAUUUGCCGAGAUAUUGAAGUGACAAUGAUAACAUUUAGAGAAUGUAUUCCAAUAAUAACAAACAAUUUGAUGAAAAAUAUUUCAAUUUGACGAUAUGCUCAAAUUAUAAUCGACUUUCAGCAUUAAAAGAAAA
Harmonia axyridis is the source of this 687-nucleotide messenger RNA. RefSeq names its product phospholipase A2-like. Gene Ontology annotation, biological process: phospholipid metabolic process; arachidonate secretion. Lineage: Eukaryota; Metazoa; Arthropoda; Insecta; Coleoptera; Coccinellidae. The record is from RefSeq and is a predicted model, not a curated record. Bases 35 to 571 code for a protein of 178 amino acids. The transcript has 4 exons.